Molecule: messenger RNA, 1392 nt
Organism: Brachypodium distachyon (stiff brome)
Lineage: Eukaryota; Viridiplantae; Streptophyta; Magnoliopsida; Poales; Poaceae
Product: GDSL esterase/lipase At5g03610-like
Exons: 3
Coding region: 78-1280 (400 amino acids)
Molecular function (GO): hydrolase activity, acting on ester bonds
Source: RefSeq, a predicted model, not a curated record
CAUCGAUCGAUCAUCACUUUGGUGCCCCCUUCAAAUCGCUCUCCACACGUAGAUUGAUCUCCAUCGAGAGAGCUGCCAUGGCGAAGCUAAUCCUCCUCCUCCUCGCGUUGAUGGUCGCUGCUUGUGAUGUGUGUGCGAUACCCUCGAGAGUCCAGCGUCCUGAUCCUCGAAUCUGCGCGCAGUUGCCCUUGUUGCCCAUUUGUGCUAAUAUUGCCCCGCCUAGCCCUGUCGUUCCUGCUAACCCGCCGCCGCCAACCGGUCCUAGCCUGUUCGUCUUCGGCGACUCCUUCGCCGACAACGGCAACCUCGCCAAGGACGCCACCCAACGUGUCGCCGACAAUGGCCUCAUCCGGCAGUGGUACGUGCCGUAUGGCUCCUCUGCCAAUGACUCCACCCCCUCUGGCCGCUUCUCGAAUGACAAGGUCCAAUCGGACUUCAUCGCGGCGAUGAUGGGUUUCGAGAAGUCGCCGCCGUCGUACGCGUCGACGGGGGCCAAGGGCCACUGCCACCCGACGGGAAUGAACUUCGCGGCGGGCAGCUCCGGCGUGUACGCGGUGCCACGCGGCGCGCCCCAGCUCUCGGACCAGGUCGCCACGUUCGCCGGCCUCGUCCGCUCCGGCGUCAUCUCCAAGGCGCAGCUCGCGGCCGACUCCGUGGCGCUGAUCGCCAUCUCGGGCAAUGACUACGACCGCGUGAGCGUGGCGGCGCCCGCGGGCUUCGGGGACGUGACGGCCUUCAUCAAGAACGUGACCUCGGGCAUCGCGGCCUCAGCAGACCGGCUGAAGAAGCUCGGCGUCGGCAAGGUGCUGACCAACAACCUCCACCCCGUCGGCUGCGCGCCGUCACAGACGAGGGCCAUCGGAUACGGCGCCUGCGACGGCGUCGCAAACGCCGGCGCCCCCGUGCACAACAGGAACCUGGCCCACCUCGUCGGCGACAAGGAGGGCGUCUUCGUCGUCAACCUCCACGCCGCCUUCUCCAGCGUCCUCGGCUCACUAGUGUCGUCCUCCGGGUCAUCGUCGGGCAGUAGUAAUACCAGAGGUGGCCACCACGGGCAGUUCCAGCACAAGCUGACGCCGUGCUGCGAGAGCAACGACCCCAGCGGAUUCUGCGGCGACACCAACGGCGACGACGUGAACCCGGAGCAGCUCUACACGCUGUGUGAGGAUCCGGAGAGGUACUUCUAUUGGGACGAGAUGAAUCCCACGCAGGCUGCCUGGACUGCUGUCAUGGCCUACCUCGAGGAAGACAUCAAGAAUUUCCUGGCUCCGGCUAAUUAAGCAGCGUCAUAGUUUUAGUUUCGGACUUCAAUUCACACUGAUGAUGCCAUAGAGUAGAUAUAGUUCUGUCGGUUAAUUAAUGGAUUAGCAGUUAAUUUGUGUCAGUCGAGGA